Messenger RNA from Plasmodium fragile, 1197 nucleotides. RefSeq lists its product as uncharacterized. The record is from RefSeq and is a predicted model, not a curated record. The transcript has 4 exons. The coding region runs from base 1 to 1197 and encodes 398 amino acids. NCBI's taxonomy places the organism in Eukaryota, Apicomplexa, Aconoidasida, Haemosporida, Plasmodiidae.
AUGAUGUUCCCUGUUAAACGUUCCCUAUUUAGCUUCAUACUAUACUCCUGGCAAUAUACCGAAAACGUAAAUGAACUAAGCACAUCAUGGAAUCAUUCAACUGGCCAGAAUAAUACCUUGGUUGUUAGGAUUAGCAGAUUAUUAAUGGGUGAAACUAAUGUAGAAGCACUACUACAACAGAAUAAUAGUCUGUUCAGGAAACAGUGCAUCGGUUCAGUGAAUACAAAUGGCGAAACCUACCUGCAGGACCGUUCCGAUGUAACAAAAUAUAAUGACAGCUCUAACCCAAGAUCUAAAAGGAGCAAUUCUGGUGGCAGUUCAAGGAAGAAGUCGAAAAGUAGGAUGGAUCGUGGUAACGUGGACAAAUCCAACGAAUCCUUAAAUUUGAAUAAUUUUGAUGAUCAUCAAGGCAAGGAAAAGUUUGGAGGAUCCAUGAGGUUCAGUAGCAUGGAGACUCUGCUUGAAGGUCGAAGUGAUCAUGGUAACGACGUUGAUCAGGGCGUUAGCGCGUCCAUGCUCUUUGACAGCAUGGAUAGUAUAUUCGAGAAAGGAGCCGAUGAUAUUUUUAAUAAUAAGGACAAAGUGCAUAACUCUGCAAAUGCUGACAGCAUGGACAGUAUAUUCCAGGAAGCAGCCAAUAACGAUGAUUCUAACAGAAGCCAGCAAAUUACAGAAUCCAUGACCAUUGACAGCACGGACAGUCUGUUCGAAAAACUGGAUUAUAAUGAUCUGGAAGAACAAAACAGCAUGGUUCAAUCAUCAGAAUAUCAUAAUAAGGAUAAAAGACUUUCUACUACAGCAGGAUUGGAUGUAGAUGAUGAAGUUGACAAUUACAUUGAUAAAUUAGGACCACCAAAUGAAUUGUCCGGCACACAUAGUGGAGAGUUUUUUGAGAACACCUCUUCGGGCAAAAUGCUCAGAAAAUUAGAUGUCAACGUUGGAUCAGGGGGUUCCUCAUGUGACUUACGAAAUAAAGUACAAGGUGAGGGAACGAGAGAGAAAUACAAACGAUUCUCAUUGAAGGGAAGCACCGGAAGCACAAUGAACGGGAGGCUGAAUGAAGCAGUUAACAUCAAAACCGGAAGAGGCUUUAGCAAAAGUGCCGAAGAAGGUUUUGAAAGACCAAAAUUUCAGCAGAACAAGAUCAGCUACGAGUGGGACCGGAGAAAGCCGAAAUACCAGAACCAUCAGAAGUAA